Molecule: messenger RNA, 4183 nt
Organism: Aedes albopictus (Asian tiger mosquito)
Lineage: Eukaryota; Metazoa; Arthropoda; Insecta; Diptera; Culicidae
Product: protein PAT1 homolog 1
Exons: 3
Coding region: 267-2690 (807 amino acids)
Biological process (GO): P-body assembly; deadenylation-dependent decapping of nuclear-transcribed mRNA
Cellular component (GO): P-body
Molecular function (GO): RNA binding
Source: RefSeq, a predicted model, not a curated record
GGAUGAACUCUGGAUGAACCCUUUUUUUUGUGUGUGUACGUCGUCUGUCAACCAACGCGGAGGUCAAAACAUUUUCGUUUGGUUGGAAGGAAAUUUCGGAACGUAAAAAGUUUGUAAAGUUCGGUUGUUUCCCUUGAAAAUCUGUACAAAAAUCGAUUUGUAUCAGUGUCAUAGUGAAGUGAAAACAGGUGACAAACUAUUCUGCAUGCAAAAUGAGUUAAACAACCAGAUAAAAACGUAACAAAGUGUCUGUCGCCGGCGUAGGAAUGGAUUCGUUUUUCGACUUCGAUACAAAUUUGCCUCCGAUGGCGGGAGCAGACAAUAAUGGCCGUGGAGGUGCCGCCGGUCGCCUUAUCGACUCCGAAGACGAAUACGACGCGCUUAAUGGGGAAACGUUUGGCCCGGACCCGGACAAGGGGGACUGGGAGAACAUGCAUGAAUCGCUGGUCCGGUUGGAGAAUGGUGGCAAUGGGAUAACGACGACGGAUAAUGCCAUCCUCGGAACGGGAGCGCUAGGGCUGUUUGACGAUGAUGAGAUUGAUUUACACUUUCCAAGAUUUGAACUAACUGAUGGCGACGAAAGUCUAUGCAGUAGUGGAGCAGAUUUAAGUCUAGACGACGAUCUCUGCACCCGACUUAGGUUGGAUCCCAGCAUUUGGGAUAGCCCGGUGAAACAACCGGCAGUUCAAACGUUUCCACAGAGUCUUGUUCAAAAUGAAAUGAUAAGGCCUCCAGGGUUUCAUUUACAUGCGCCUAAUGUUCCGAUUAAGAUGAUGUCGGUAGAAGACAUCGAGCGUAACAUUAUCGAACAACAACGGCAAGAGUGCCUGAAGAAAGAAAAGGAACAACAACGGAAACUACAACAGGAGAAUAGGAAAAACAAAGAAUCCAAACAACAUAAACAGCAGUCUCCUAGAAGUAUGGCAGUGACCCCAAUGAUUCAACCGUUGUUGCCGCCGGCACAGCUACUAACACCCCGGAGUCAAAUGUUUCCUCCGCCACCCCUGCUGAACCACCAAUCUCGAGUUCCCGUGGGCUUCUUACCAUACAGUUUCCUUCCAACUCACUAUCCAGCGCCAAUCAACAAUCUGGCGAUGCAUCCUAGUUUCCCUGCCGGAAUAGUUCGUCCCCAACUGGGAUUCAUUCCACGCGUUCCGGUGCCCAUCCAGCCGAAUAUAAUUCAAAACAUACAAACUAGUCAAUUCAAUCGAAAGUUGGUUGAAGAAAUUCAACAAAAUCACCCCUUGCUUUCUUUUCAUCGGCAGCAGAAUUUGCACAGCAACAGCAAUUAUAAGAAUCACAGCAAUCAACGGUUUCAUCCCAACAACAUUCCGAACGGGGUAAGCUUCGAUCAGCACGCCAACAUGAUGACCAACCGCGAAAAACAGUGGCUAAUCGGCAUCCAGCUGACUCAGCUUAAUUCGGACACACCCUACAUCAGCGACUACUACUUCACCGUGUACAAGGAACGGCUGCGAGCCAAAUCGAAAGCAUCCAACGCAAAUCAAGCGUACCAAGACAACCAGCGGAAUCAUCCCUUUACCACCCAGCCGAGGAAUCAUGCUCAGCUAUUGCUGAUGUCAUCGUUGGCAAGAGGUGGCAGUGCUGGUGGCUCUACCGCAAACCACCGGGACAGGAAGAACUCUGAAACGACGGCGAAGAACGGGAAUGAAGGGCAAAAGGAUCAGCAGCAGAAUCACAGGUCGUACACGCCGUUGCAGUUCGAAAACUCCCUCGGGAAACUACAAUGCGGCAGUGUGAAGGCCCCCCGAAAGAUGAUCGACAUGGAUGUCGUUGGAAACGAAUCUGUACCCAGCCGGCCACCCAGGGAGUUGUCCAUGCAGCGGAAGUCCCGUCACGUUUUGCUCCAUAUUGAAACACUGUACAAAGUUGUGUUGAAGAUGGAGGAUUUGAACAAUCCGGUGGCGAUCCGGGCUGCUGCAAUCGCCAAAGAGAAACGGGAGAGAGAACGACAGCAGAGUAACGACGGGUUUUCUGAGGAGAUUGAACCGGAACGCUUCGAUGAGUUGCUGGCAGAACUCAUGGCUGGCCUUACGCAUGAUAAAGUUACACCGAUGCUGAGUGUACGCAAGGGCAAAGUUCUUCUUCGGCGAAUUUGUGUUUUGCUGAGAGAUAAUCCGAGCCGCUGGGCCCUCUGGCGAUCAAUCUUUUCAGCAAUCCCACUCUUGCUGAAAAAGGAUCGGGACGACCGGGACGGAGUCUUGUUCGCUUUGUACACCGAGUUCGAGCGACACGUCCAGUACAGUGCAUUCCCGGACCUUUUGAAACUAGCGCAAGUGAUCGCAACGGAAAAGAUUCUGUCCUAUCUGACCGGUUGCAAGUUUUUGCUUUCCUCGAUCAUCACCAUCGUGUUCCAGAUGGAAGUAUUUAUCGCCAAGAAGUCCCCCAACAUGGCCACUGCCAGUGAAGUAGAUACCUGGGUUCAGUGUUUGAGUCUCGUAAUGGAGACGACCGGUAAGUUACUAUCUGGGAGCGGGGCAGUUAAGAUCAGCGCACAUCACACGAUCAAGAUUGAGCGGGAAAACAACAUCGUGCGAACCAUUCGUGCCCACCUCGAUCGCUUCUCGGAGCACGUGAAGGGAAACGAUUUUCUGGACUUCAUCACGGACGGGAUACGAUCUUCCGGCGAUAAUGGCAGUAAAGCGGUUGCCGUUACGGAUACAAUGUGAUCUCGUAGGAGUAUGCUGUGCGCUUGACCGUGCUGCCAUCAGAAUCGAACAGUGUUGAAUUUUCUUACCGGGUCAAGCACAUUUUACAUUUAUUUAUUCAUAUUUGACGCAAUACUUGUUUUUAAACGUUGCUUUCGUGAAGUUGAAUACGUGUAUAAGCAGCUUAAAUGUGUGUGCACGUCAUCAUCUGCAUUCAUUUAUAGCAUUCAUCCAUAGUGCAUAAGAUUAGUAAGCGUGACGAAGCUUCUGUUUUAAAUCACUUAUUUACGUUGAAACGUACAAAUUGACGAAGCGGACAAGUUAGUAAAAAUAAUGCUUCCUUAUCCUUGAUGUUUUUUUUCUUUGCGUGCUGAAACAGUUUGCUUUAUGCCAUUUUGAUGAUAAAGGUAUAAAACCGACGAAUAGCUUUUGAAUUAAAAAUAUCAAUUUCGGCGAUGUAGAAUGUGAGACCAGUUAGACAGGAGGGCCUAUUUUGGACACUUUCCGCUAAAACUCAGUCAAUUUUAUGGCCACUGACGUAAUUUUAACUUUUAUGUUCACGGUGAGGUACGCACAUCAUUCUUAAAUAGAUGUCAGUAAAACUAUUAAAUUGACUGAGUUGUAGCUAAAACAUGUCACCAUAGCCAAAUGAUCCCUCAUUUUACGAGAACAAGAAAUGAAUUGAGGAAUUGGAUGAAAAUUCCUCUAAAAAAGACAUUGGAGACCUACGAGAACUUCAGAUGUAACCGAGUCUUUGAAGCAUAAUGAGGGUUACAUUCUCUUCAUCUAGUAUUAAUGCGAUUUAUACGUUUCGCACUGUACAAAUAAAAGCACAUAUUUUUAAAAUUCAAUUAUUUAUCUACUUGUAAGAAACCUUCUUUAUUUGAGUUUUGACCAAAUUGGUCAACAUGAAAAACAUUACUUCAUAAAUUUUAAACGCAAUCGGAAAUAAUGUUUAUACCAAAGAUAUUUGCAAAAUUUAGAAAAUAAAUUAAGCUUUUGGCUAUAACGUUUUGAUUAUUCAUAAUUUUUCGUACAAAAUUCUAGUCUCGCUUGAAAAUAGCACAUAUGAACAAAAAACCAAACAAAUUUCAAAUAGGUUAGGUGUAUGUACCAAAUACUUGGCAAACAUUCGAUGAUACACCGAGAAAAUGUGAUUGAGCAAACUGUUAGAUAUUGUUAUAAACAAGAAAAUUGAACAUCAAUAAAUGUCUAAUCGGUGAAAAUCCAGUUGUUAGCUAUUAUUAGUCAGUUAGUCAUUAGUGCUACCACCAUAUUAGUCCGUAUAAUAGUGCUUUAAACACUAAAACAAUAAACAGUGUCGCGUCAUUGACAGUAGGAUGUAGGUUAUUUUGAACCAUUUAAAAUGUUGCAGUUAAAUAAGUCUAGUAUGCACCGGUGUGUGGUUACGAAAGCUUAAAGCAAUGCAACACCUCCGGUUAACUGAAGAUCCACAUUAUAUCUUUUGAGAACAAAAUGUUUAUGCUAAAAGAAGUGUUUCACCCCUUUCAAAA